Molecule: messenger RNA, 1046 nt
Organism: Papilio machaon (common yellow swallowtail)
Lineage: Eukaryota; Metazoa; Arthropoda; Insecta; Lepidoptera; Papilionidae
Product: sulfotransferase 1B1
Exons: 6
Coding region: 51-950 (299 amino acids)
Biological process (GO): sulfation
Cellular component (GO): cytoplasm
Molecular function (GO): sulfotransferase activity
Source: RefSeq, a predicted model, not a curated record
UAGGUUCUGGAAAGUUUAAUAUUCAAGUGGGACCAAAGAAGUAUUUACUUAUGAGUGACUACAAACAUGACGCAGAAAAUAUUUACAACAUGCCGCUGAGACACGACGACAUAUUUCUCGUUACAUUUCCACGUUCAGGUACAACAUGGACGCAAGAAUUAGUGUGGCUUUUGGUGUCGGAUUUAGAUUAUUCCACCGCAGCAAAGGUUCCGCUCUCGUCAAGAUCUAUAUUUCUAGAAUUUCCCAUGCUAAUGCACAAAAAUAUAGUGGAACAUUUAAAUAAAGAACACGCCAAUAAUCCAGACAAUUUAAAAACGUUGCAACUCAUGAGGACUCCUGGAUCGGAGCAAGUCGCUAAAAUGCCCUCGCCGCGCUUCAUCAGGACGCAUCUGCCUCUUUCGCUACUGCCCCCGACUUUGCUCGACUCCACUCAAGUUGUGUACGUGGCGAGGGACCCUCGAGACGUCGCCGUUUCUUUCUAUCAUCUCUCCAGGGAAUUCAAAUCAUAUAAUUUUAAUGGCAGUUUCAAAACCUAUUGGAGUUUAUUCAUCAGAGAUCUAGUGUAUUGGUCACCAUUCUUCGAGCAUUUAAAAGAAGCUUGGAGGAUGCGUCAUCAUCCGAAUAUGUUGUUUUUGUUCUAUGAGGAGUUAUUACAGGAUUUGCCCGCGACUGUGCAACGUGUUGCUAAUUUCUUAGGAAAGCAAUACAGAGCUGACCAGAUAACUGAACUUUGCACACAUUUGAAAUUCGAAAAUUUCAAGAAGAACCCUUCUGUUAGAUUCGGUAACUUGAAAGAGUAUGGAAUGAUGGCACCAAAGGGAGAGUUCAUCAGAAAAGGUAAGUCCGGAGGCUGGCGUAACUACUUCGACGAGGACAUGACGCGCGAGGCGCAGUGCUGGAUUGACAACAAUUUGCAGGACACCGACAUGAAAUUCCCAACAAUGAUAUGAAAAGGCAUAUAUGUUUAAAAAAACAUAACUCAGUAAACACCUAUGUACGAGUAUAUAGUAUAAUUAUUCUAUAUUCCUCAUCUAUACUAAUUUCCU